Messenger RNA from Pantherophis guttatus, 6425 nucleotides. It is a transcript of the gene RAPGEF1, whose product is annotated as Rap guanine nucleotide exchange factor 1. Gene Ontology annotation, cellular component: plasma membrane. Lineage: Eukaryota; Metazoa; Chordata; Lepidosauria; Squamata; Colubridae. Gene Ontology annotation, molecular function: guanyl-nucleotide exchange factor activity. Gene Ontology annotation, biological process: Ras protein signal transduction. The record is from RefSeq and is a predicted model, not a curated record.
UGGCAGCACCGGAGCCGCGCGGAGCUGCCCGGCCGCCUGCCGUCCUCCCCGGGGUUCCGCCAGCGCCCGAGCCCGGCCACCGGGCCGAGCAAGCGGCGGCCGAGCCAUGUCUGGCAGGGUGGAGAAAGCAGAUUCUCAGCGUUCUCAUCUCUCUUCGUUCACCAUGAAACUAAAGGACAAAUUCCACUCGCCCAAAAUAAAAAGGACGCCAUCGAAGAAAGGAAAGCAGCCUGACCUAGUGGUGAAAUCCCCCGAAAAGGUCGUGAACAAGAACUUGAGUUGGCUGGAAGAGAAGGAGAAGGACGUCGUGAGCGCCUUGCGUUACUUCAAGACCAUCGUGGACAAAAUGGCCAUUGAUAACAAAGUGCUGGAGAUGUUGCCAGGAUCAGCCAGCAAAGUCCUGGAAGCCAUCUUGCCUCUCGUUCAGACGGAUCCACGGAUUCAGCAGAGUUCCGCCAUCACUUCCUGUUACAGCCGCGUGUAUCAAAGCUUGGGGAAUCUGAUUCGAUGGUCCGAUCAGGUGAUGCUUGAAGGCAUCAACUGCGAAGACAAAGAGGUGGUGAAUACAGUGAAGGGAGUUAUCAAGGCAGUCCUGGAUGGAGUUAAGGAGCUGGUGAAGCUCACAAUUGAGAAGCAGGAACACCCAUCUCCCACCAGCCCUGUGAAGCCCACCUUACCUGUGGCUACAGCGGACAGCCAGUUGGAGCUUCCCUUGACGGAUCGUGAGAUGGAGAUCCUCAACAAAACAGCGGGGUUGACUCCGACCGCAGAAGCAUUGGCAGAUGCCACCGACGAAGAGGUCGCCCCACCGAAACCGCCCCUUCCUUGCAUUCGGGUGGCUGAAAACAGCCUCCCACCAGCCUUGCCCCCUAAGAAACGUCAGUCGGCGCCCUCUCCUACGCGAGUGGCCAUCGUAGCCCCCAUGAGCCGAACGACCAGUGGUUCCAGUUUACCCAUUGGGAUCAACAAACAGGAAUUUGAAAAUGACUGCUACCCUCAACGGAGGCUGUCGGGGGGCAGCCAGUCCUAUGGAGGGGAAUCUCCUCGCCUCUCGCCCUACAGCAGCAUGGGGAAGCUGAGCAAAUCGGACGAACAACUGUCCUCGUUGGAUUGCGACAGUGGGCAGUGCUCGCACAACACAAGCUGUGAAACGUUAGAUCAUUACGAUCCUGAUUACGAGUUCUUGCAGCAGGAUCUCUCGAACACCGACCAGAUCCCCCAGCCGGGGCUUGGCGUGCUCAGCCCUUUGCCAGAGGGCCUGCGGGAAUCUGCCUCUCCGUUUCAUGGACAAUCUUUCCAACUUCCAGAGAAUUGUACCUCCCCAACCGCUGCGCCGGCUGUUGAGGUCCCACCAGCUCUUCCCGAGAAGAAGCGGAGAGGGACACCAGCUUCUGCCUUCGACGUCUCCGGUUGUCGGGUCCUCCUGGAGAGGCACCCUUCGCAAUACGACAACAUUUCGGAGGAGGACUUAAGCGUCCCGACGCUCUUGCCCUGGGUGUUCACCCCUUUUGCGGCUGUCCUGCCCUAUCAGCCUGGAAAGCCAGCUCCCCCUGUUGAAUUCCUGGCUGAUUUCUCCGGUUCCAACGUGCCCAGAGAAUCUGAGGAACCUCCGCCUCUGCCCGAGAAGAAAAACAAACACAUGUUGGCCUACAUGCAGUUUGUAGAGGACUACUCUGAACCUCAGCCUUCCAUGUUCUACCAGACCCCGCAGAACGAGCACAUCUACCAGCAGAAGAAUAAGCACCUUAUGGAGGUUUAUGGAUUCAGUGACUCCUUCAGCAGCACGGUCUCCGGCCAGGAUCUGGCCCCACCUCCAGCUCUCCCACCCAAACAGAGGCAACUGGCUAUUUUCCCUGCUCCCUUCUCUUCUGUCUCCUACUGUGUCCAGCCAUCUAAGGGCCCCCUGGCCUCCGAGGAGGUCGGCCCGGGCCAGGGUCUCAGCGUGUCCGUCUCUAACUCCUUCCUCCAGCAGAACAGUUCCUUUCCCGCGCACUCGUACAAAUCGGUCUUCAGGUCUUUCUCCCAAGACUUCGUGCCUCGCGGCCGAGUUCCCACCGUCCCUCCUUUUCUUACAUCUACCUCGGCCACUUCCUCCUCUCCUCAGACUUUUCCACCUGCGCACCAGGCUCCGAACUCGGACCCGCCGGCGGCGCCAGCCACGUCUGGCCUGCCCCUUGGCACCAUGGAGCGGCCAUCUUCUUCUUCUUCUUCUUCUUCCUCCUCCUCCUCCUCCUCUUCUUCUUCUCAAGACAGCAACAUAAACAAGACUGUUUCUGUCUCGCUUUCUUCUGAGCCCUCUUUCGCCAAACCUCUCCAGAAGUCUUCGAGUGACAACGUUGGCGAGGUAACCACCGGGGAGGGUGAAUACGUCAAUCUGUAUUCCUCGGGUCAAAGCAAUGGGGACCUUCUCCCUGCCUACUCUGAAGGAGAAACCCCAAUAAUUAAGGAUGACCACACAAAAGAUUCUACGUCGCUGAGUGGGAGCCCAGGGAAGGAGAAACACGAGAGCGAAAGACCGCAGAAGUCACUGGAAUCUUUGGAAAACCUGCAGAUGGAGGAGGAAGUGGAUGAAUUGUCCCUUGUUAACCACACCGAAAUCAUAUCCAGGCUGACCUUGAAACAGGAAGGUGAUGAUGGUCCCGACGUCCGCGGUGGGUCAGGAGACAUCCUUCUGGUGCACGCGACGGAGACGGCCACUGUGGAGGGGACGGUGAAAGAUCUGGUGCUCUACUGCGAAGCCUUCUUAACAACUUACCGAACGUUUAUUUCCCCAGAAGAGCUUAUAAAAAAGCUACAAUACCGAUAUGAGAAGUUUUGCCACUGUCCAGACAACAAUAAGAAACGCGUCAGCAAGAAUACGUUUUUCGUCCUGGUGCGAGUGGUGGAUGAAUUAUGUUUGGUAGAGCUGACCGAAGAGAUCCUGAAGCUACUGAUGGAGCUGGUCUUCCGUCUGGUGUGCAACGGAGAACUCAGCCUCGCCCGGGUCUUGCGCAAAAAUAUCUUGGACAAAGUCGACCAGAGGAAGAUGCUGCGUUACACCAACUCCAUCAAGCCUUUAGCGGCUCGAUGGGUGGCGGCCAGGCCUGGCACCCUCCAUGAUUUCCACAGCCACGAAAUUUCAGAACAGCUCACUCUCCUCGACGCAGAGCUGUUUUACAAAAUUGAGAUCCCUGAAGUAUUACUCUGGGCAAAGGAACAAAAUGAGGAGAAAAGUCCCAACUUGACACAGUUCACCGAGCACUUUAAUAAUAUGUCUUACUGGGUCCGCUCGAUAAUCAUGCAGCAGGAAAAGUCUCAAGACCGAGAGAGGCUGUUGUUGAAAUUUAUCAAAAUCAUGAAGCACUUACGGAAACUCAACAACUUCAACUCCUACUUGGCCAUCCUGUCGGCGCUGGAUUCGGCCCCCAUUCGGCGUCUUGAGUGGCAGAAACAGACCUCCGAGGGCUUGGCAGAGUAUUGCACCCUAAUUGACAGCUCGUCGUCCUUCCGCGCUUACCGAGCUGCCCUCGCUGAGGUCGAACCGCCUUGUAUUCCUUACCUGGGCCUGAUCCUGCAAGACCUGACUUUCGUGCACCUGGGAAACCCCGACUACAUCGACGGCAAAGUCAACUUCUCCAAGCGAUGGCAACAGUUCAACAUUCUGGACAACAUGAGACGCUUCCAGCAAGUGCAUUAUGACAUCAAACGCAACGAUGACAUCAUUUCCUUCUUCAACGACUUCAGCGACCAUCUGGCCGAGGAGGCCUUAUGGGAACUUUCGCUCAAAAUCAAACCCCGAAACAUAACGCGGCGGAAAACAGACCGAGAAGAGAAGACUUAGAAGGGGGGGCGGGGCGGGGGAAAGCAGGAAGUCCGAUUAGGCAUCCGAUUUAGGACUGGUACAGAGCGUCCCAGCCUUGGCACCCUGAGCAGAUCUCCAUCACUUCCUGAGCUGGUGGUGGUGGGAGAAUCUCCAAGUCCCUCUUGAUCUUUCUCCAUCACUUCUGGGCUGUUGUACAUCACCCUCCCGGUCCGGAAAAAUGAGGGGCGGAAGAGAAUCCGAAGAGGUGACUUUGCGCCUUGUCGAAUGUCAAGUGGUACUUGCACCCAAGGUGCAUGUGUGUGUGUGUGUGUGAGAGAGAGAGAGAGAGAGAGAGAGCCUACAUUUUUGCACACACUCAAGCGGAGAAAGGAGACGUGAACCAAGAUUUCCCGCACCCUGCCAUGGCGUAACCGUGGAUGGGGUUGGCCAAGGGCAUUUCCCGAAGAGCGCGCGCCAAGGAGAACCAUCUCAGAUACUUCCAAAACCUGGGGAAAACAAAGAGCCAAGGAAACUUGGGAAGGGUGGAAGGUAAACUCUGGACCUCCACCCCCUUCCCUGGCAAGAGAUGGUGUCGACACCACAACUCCUGGUGAAGUCGAUCUUCCAGAGCAGAGAAGGACGUUGUGAGGGGGCUUCCUCAAUCCGCUCUUCUCUCCAUCUCGUCCGAGAACUUGGAUGGCUUCCUUCUCCUCUCCACCCGGAAGUGGGGCGUCAUCUCUCAAACUCUCCACCCCGACGUCCGGAUUUCCACGUUGGGAAAACGGGGGGAGGAACGUCUUCCCUUGGCGAUGGUACUAAAAGCUUGUAAAGGCAGCGAACCUGUAGAAAAAAACACAGCCACCUUGUACAUAACGGGGGUUCUAGGACCGUUGCGUUUUUUUCCUUUCGAUGUGCAUGUUUGGAUUUUGCCCGUGGAUAUAUAUAUAUAUUUUCUUUCUUUCUUUUUGUUUUGUUUGAUUUUCGUUCUUUCCCCUUCCCCACUUUUUUUCUGGAGGGCCGUUUUGUCAUUUUGUUUGAGUUGUUUUUAGUUGGUUAUUAAUAUUAUUAUUAUUGUUAUUAUUAUUAUUUUGACAAGGAAUCGAUUUUGGUUUUUUAAAAAAAAAAGAAAAGAAAAAAGGAAAACGACUAGGGAAGAGACGAAACGAAUCUUUAGGCUGUGAAGACAUCAGCCCAAAAUUACGACAGAACUCAUCGUGGACAGAAAAUAAGCUGGGUUGGUUUGGAUUGUUGGGCUCCAGAGAUGAUGGCUAAACCUAAAUUUACUCCCGCCCAAUCGUUAAAACGAGAUAGAGAGUUCCCCCCCCCUUGAAUAUUCUCUCCCACAGCACCUUCCAGACGUGUUGGACUACCACUCCCAUGCUGCACAGCCUGCGUUUUAUUCUCCUCCAGCUUCCCUCGAGGCAUGCUGGAGAAAUUUCUAGGGCUCCUUCCAUUCUCUGCUCCUUGAAAUCAGAUGCCCGAGAUUUGUUUGUUUCCAAAAAGUGUUUGUUUUCUCCAUUUUUGGGAGGGUUGGGCGUUUGGGGGCGUAAUUCGUGCUUCGUGCUUUUGAUUUUUUUUUUUUCCUUUUGCUCAGUGGCCAGAACUAAGGUGUUCCAUCCUUUUCUAUCACUGCUACCGCCUUCUCUUCUCCUCUUUCUCUCUUUUUUCUUCUCUAUUGCUAUCAUCUCUUCCCCUUCUCUUUCUUUCUUCUAUUUUCCUGCCCCAUCUCCUAAACCACCAAAAGCAUCGUCCCUUCUCCUCUUCCUCCUUUCCCUCCUCUCCUUUCCCCCUCUCCUCCUCUUCCUUUUCCCAUCUCCUUUUCCCUCUCUCUCUUCCUCCUCCUUUUCCCCUCUCCUCCUUUCCCCCUUUCUCCUCUCCUCCUCCUCCUUUCCCCCUCUCCUCCUCCUUUUCCCGUCUCCUCCUUUCCCCCUCUCCUCCUCUUCCUUUUCCCAUCUCCUCCUUUCCCCCUCUCUCCUCUUCCUCCUCCUUUUCCCCUCUCCUCCUUUCCCCCUUUCUCCUCUCCUCCUCCUCCUUUCCCCCUCUCCUCCUCCUUUUCCCGUCUCCUCCUUUCCCCCUCUCUUCUCUUCCUCCUCCUUUCCCCCUCUCUUCUCUUCCUCCUCCUUUCCCCCUCUCUUCUCUUCCUCCUCCUUUCCCCCUUUCUUCUCUUCCUCCUCCUUUCCCCCUCUCUCCUCCUUUCCCCCCUCUCCUCUUCUUCCUCCUCCUUUUCCACUCUCCUCCCCCCACACGGCUCCCAUUUCUGAAUCUGACCCAUAGGCCUGAUUUUUUCCCCCUCUUCUUUAAUAUUCCUGCUACUUAAAACAGGGACAACGUUUGAUUUACUUCCUCCGGGAGCAGAGUUUCAUUUAAAUUGGUGUCCAGCUACAGCAGCACCGGUUUCUCAAUCUCACAUCAUUAACUCAUGAGUUAAUGACGCCAGCAUUGAGGAAGGAAGGAGUGAAAGGGGGGGGAAGGGGGGGUAGAUUCAGUUUGAUUUUGGAAAUCAAAAGAGAAAACCGGAUAAACUUUUACAAAAUUGUCCUCGGUUAUCUUAACUCAUCUACCAGCUCUCCUGAGCCCAACACUCUGUAUUUAUGGCUCAACAGUGUAGAUCCCCAAAUCUUGCAAAUAAAAAAAAAUCUGAAAA